CAGCGCUCAGCAGUUCGAGUUCGAGACAGUUGUCGGCUUUUCGAUGGAGUGUGAUUCUUUUAUGUUAUCAUCUUUUUAGCGAAGAAUUUUUCGUGGUAAAACCGAAAACAAGUUAAAGAACGUUGACCGAACGGUACUUCUUCCCAAGGGGCAUCGCUAGGUAGUUAAAAUAGCUCUACAAGAGGUGAAAAUGCCGUCUGCGGCUAAUGUCAAGAUUGACAAGCAGAUUUCCUCAUCGGAAAAUGCAUUGGCCGAUAAUGGAAAUACUGCGACUACGCCUAUUCGGCAGGCAGUUACCAUUAUAGAGCACAAGAUUCGGAACCUGGAGAAAAGAAAGUCUAAAUUAGAGUCUUAUCGGGACUUACAAAAUGCUGGAAAAGAACUGAAUUCGGAUCAAAAGACUGCUUUGGCUAAGAUUAAUGAAGUGAUUAUGACUUUGGAUUUUGCGAGAGAUUUAUACAAACAGUUCCUAGGCAUAGCUUCCUCAUCAGAAAAAGAUGCAAAAAAGCAAGCAAAAAGAGAAGCUGCAUUAAAAAGUCAAGCUGAACUUGCUAGGCUAAGGGAAAUUCUAUUGGUACAAGACGCAUUAAAUCAAAUGGGUAAUGAGAUUGUUAGGAAUGAUUUUUUGAAUGGUCGAAACGGUGCUGCACAAUUGACUGAAGCUGAUCUUAAACUAUUAGAUGAUUUAUAUCCCGCUGUGACCCCGAAACACGAAUCAGGCAAUCCUACUGCAUUUACAAAUGAAGUCCAAGCCGCUGCCGAGCACUUACUGGCUGUUGUAGAUGGAAAAGCGAAAGAUGUGUUUGGAGGAACCUACAGUCAAAUAAAGGAAAUUUUAGGAAAAAUUCAUGAAAGCGGAUACUUUGAUCAGUCACCAGUGGAAGCUAUCGUUGAAGAAGAAACAGUCGAAGUAGUGACCGAUACAGUAGCGGUAGCCGCCUUAGAACCGGAACUUCCAGUACAAGUUUGCAACGAUGGAGCCCUUGCCGGACAAAUCGAAACAAUCACGAUUGAAGCAACCAACCAUCCCACUAUUCACGGAGGCGGACAGAGAAUUCCGCCGGUGUUACCGGUGGAACAACCGCCGGUGCCCAUUGUACCUGCUGCCGGUGUUCCUCUACAAGCGCCCCCUCAAGGGGUGCCGCCCACCGUUGUUCCGGCACCUCUCGUCAUGGAUCCCACAGCAACCAUUCCGCCCCCACAUCAACCCCCGCCGCCUCCUCAGGAAAUUUUCUAUCAGCCCCAGCCGCCGCAUCAGCCCCCCAGACCGAUCACCGAGAUGUUGGGCACAGGAAACUUCUUCUUUUUACAGGAAUCAGAGAUAGACACCCCGGAACAAAUCCCCACGCAAACCUUCACGAAUCAAACGUUCGUUGGCCAACCACCGCCACCGCCGAUUCCCAUGCCACCUCAUCACUACCAAGGACCGCCGCAAAUCUCCCCAAAUAAUUUAUCUCCCCAGAUGCAGAACCACCAGGUACCACUAGCGGCCGUUCCGGUUGUACAACCGGUGCCUGCCUCCAUGCAACCCGUGAUCAACGAAGAUGUCUCUCUCGUAAAACCGAUCCCGCCGCCGCAGUCUGAAGAGAUGGACAAGCAUUCUAUGAAUAGAGCUAGCCAGAAUAGAGGUCCUGUGCCAGCGAGCAACCACCAACCGCAAUCAUUCUACAACAACGGCUAUACCAACAGACCAAGCAGACCAUCCGCUCAACAACACUCUAGGAAUAACGGGGUUCCCCAAAACCAUCAGGGACGGCCCCAACCUAAUAGGCAUUAACAUUUUGAUGACCUCACUAAUUAAUCAUAUUUACUUGAAUUUGGCUCGUUUACAACAUUCAUGCUUUUUGUUUCGUUGACCGGAUUAGGUUUAGUUUCUUUUCUCCUUUCAAGAUGAAGUACUUUUCUAGUGUGUUUUUUUUUUUAAAACAAAUGUAUGUGUUUGUGGAAUUUCGGGUGAUACGCGGGCGCCCCAGAUACUGUGCGGUGUCAUAUGCUAAAAUCGAAGUCGGUUGAUUAUUUCGAAAGUUUUUUGCCUCUUCAUACUUAUUAGUUUAGCUGUUUGGUCUGGGUUAAUUUUGUCCGAGAAUGGCUUAAAAGAUUAUUUGGCAAUUAGUAAUAGAAUGUUUAGUUUCUUAUGCGAGUUUACACAAAAUCUGCUCUGAAAACUUACUUUAAUUUCAGCUUUCUAAUGCCUGAAUCUCACAAGGUAUUUUUUCUUGAAUGGCCAUUUUUUGAUACACUGAAACAUUAUUCAAGUAUUAUAAAAACAAGACAAACUGUUAUGCCUUAGUGAUAAAUUAUUUUCUGUAAGAUUAAAGAUACAUUUUUUUACCUUUCAGUAUAACUUAUAUUUUUGAAGGAGAUCCGGCUAGCCGAUUUCUUUUACGGAUAAUAUGUAAAACUGGAGACCUAUGAAUUGAAAAAUAAAACUCGAUAUCUAUUUA
Molecule: messenger RNA, 2444 nt
Organism: Anthonomus grandis grandis
Lineage: Eukaryota; Metazoa; Arthropoda; Insecta; Coleoptera; Curculionidae
Gene: Capr
Product: caprin homolog
Exons: 8
Coding region: 191-1777 (528 amino acids)
Cellular component (GO): cytoplasm
Molecular function (GO): RNA binding
Source: RefSeq, a predicted model, not a curated record